UUUUAAUAAUAUAUAUUAAUUAAUAUAAAAUAAUAUGAUAAUCGUAUAUGUAUAUUUGUUUUGUAGUGUUUACGUGAUUUGAACCGUGAGAAGCAAUGCGUUUAGUUGAAUCUGCUGCAAAGGUCUAGAUUCGUCUCUCGCUUUGUUGAUGUGUCCGUGUAGUUGCUGGAUUUGGAUUACUUUGUAUUUCAGGAUAUAGUAGAGUUGUUUUGGAAUUGGUAUUUUUCAGUGCAGUUGUGUUUUAGAGGACUUUUCUAUUAUAUUUUGAGGGGUAAUUGAUGCAUCAUUACCAUAGGGGAGGAGUUAUGGUUGACCUAUACUUUUUGUUUUAGUUUCCGAUUGGAAACUUACACGAUCGAGAUUGUGAUUUUGAUUAUCUGAUUGGUGGUUUGGUAUGAUUUUGGAGUUCUAUUUUCCUAAGGAAGUUAGGUUGAGUUCUAACCAAUGCUAGUAGAAAUUGUUUGAAUUUUGUGUGAUAUAUGUGGGUGAUGAUAUCGGAUGACAGCUUAUAAUUUUCAUAGCUCUUGGAGGUUGAGGUUGAAGGAAAUAGCUAGCACAUUGUGAUCUUCUCAACUUUAACUUUGUUGAGGUUACAUAAAUUGGAGAUGAAAAGCCCUUCGCUUAAAAAUUUAUCAAAAAAUUUCAGGUCGAGAUCACCAUUCGAGUGGUUACUCUUGUUUCUUGUCAGUGUCUUGGUGGUAAUAGCAUUGCUAGGAUCAUCCUCAAGUACCUUUAAUUCAGUCACUUCCUCUGUGAAGAAUGAUAUAUACACGAAUUACAGAAAGCUAAAGGAGCAAGCAAGAAGCGAUUAUUUAGAGCUAAAAAGCCUUGCUGUGGGAGAAAAUCAGAUAAAGGAUGUUGGUGUUUGUGGUAAGGAAAGAGAAAAUUAUGUGCCUUGCUACAAUGUGUCUGCAAACAUUCUAGCUGGGCUUAAAGAUGGCGAGGAGUUAGAUCGGCAUUGUGAGUUAUCACAAGAACGUCAAUAUUGUCUGAUUCGUCCACCUAAGGACUAUAAGAUUCCGUUGUCUUGGCCAGCAGGAAGGGAUGUUAUAUGGAGUGGAAAUGUGAAGCUAACCAAAGAUCAGUUCCUUUCUUCUGGAAGCAUUAUGAAAAGGCUAAUGUUACUAGAAGAAAAUCAAAUUGCUUUCCAUUCACAAGAUGGGAUGAUGGUUGAUGAUGUCAAAGAUUACUCUCACCAAAUUGCAGAGAUGAUUGGGCUGGGAAGUGACACAGAAUUCCUUCAAGCUGGUGUGCGUACUGUACUAGAUAUUGGUUGUGGCUUUGGUAGCUUCAGUGCCCACCUACUCUCGCUGAACUUGAUGGCUCUUUGUGUAGCAGCUUAUGGGUCAUCUGGUAGCCAUGUUCAGGUAGCACUUGAGAGAGGCCUUCCUGCAGUCAUUGGAAACUUUAUUUCAAAACAGCUACCAUUUCCAUCAUUGUCCUAUGACAUGGUUCAUUGUGCUCAAUGUGGAGUUAUUUGGGACAGCAAAGAUGGACUGUUUCUUAUUGAAAUUGACCGUGUACUCAAGCCUGGAGGUUACUUUGUUUUGACCUCAUCCACAACCCAGCAGCAGGGUAGUUCUACCGGUGCAAAGAAGGGAAUCAUGUCUGCUCCUUUGGAAGAGUUCACUAAGAAACUCUGUUGGUCUCUUUUGGAACAGCAAGACGAAACUUUCAUCUGGCAGAAAACGGUUGAUUCCCAGUGCUACACAUCUGGUAGCAAGCAGGAUACUAUACCAAUUUGUAAAGGACAGGAUAUGCAACUGUACUACCAGCCACUUGCACAUUGUAUAUCUGGAACAGGCAGUGAUCGAUGGGUUCCAAUUCAUAGCAGAUCUGAUUCUAUGAACUCCACUGAGCUCAAAGUUCAUGGAGUUUAUCCUGACACUUUCUUUGAGGAUUCAGAAUUCUGGAAAUCAGCUGUGCGAAACUAUUGGUCUUUGCUGUCACCCUUGAUUUUCUCUGACCAUCCAAAGAGGCCAGGUGAUGACGAUCCAUUGCCUCCGUAUAAUAUGGUGCGGAAUGUCUUGGACAUGAAUGCUCAUUAUGGGGGUUUAAAUGCCGCAUUGUUGGAGGCAGGAAAGUCAGUCUGGGUGAUGAAUGUUGUGCCUCUUGGGGUGCAUAAUACACUUCCUCUGAUACUUGAUCGAGGCUUUGCUGGCGUUUUGCAUAACUGGUGUGAACCCUUUCCUACAUAUCCACGAACAUACGAUUUGCUCCAUGGUAGCGGACUUCUUUCGCACCUUGAAUCACAAGGAUGCAGUAUAGUUGAAGUGCUUUUUGAGAUGGACCGUAUCUUACGGCCAGAGGGAUGGAUUAUUCUCUCUGAUAAAUUGGGCCCUAUAGAGAAAGUGCGGAUGGUAGCAACACAAAUGCGCUGGGAAGCCAGAGUGGUUGACCUCCAGGAUGGAAGUGACCAACGGCUACUCGUAUGCCAAAAAUCAUUCGUGAGAAAGUGAUCAUCUUGAAGUGGAAUUCGCAAUUCAAUGAUUAGCCACUCCUUGUCCCAUGCCACAAGCUGCAUGGCCACGUCUCAAUCUUGACAUCCUUUUAGAUGGAUAAUAUGGUGGCGUCAAAGGCGGAAUUAUAAUUUUUUGGAAUCUGUAGUUUGCUGGAACAGAGACAGCAGAGAAAGAAGAAUUUCCCCUUACAAAAGAUUCAUGUAGCAAUUCAUUCAGUAUUAUUUUCCUUUCCCUUUUUCAGUUAAUUAACAUAUUUUUUUCAAUUUGUAACUAAAUAUUGUGUAGCGAAGAAUCACCUUCUGUCAAAGCAAGAGAUUUUUGUCACAAAAUGUAAGAAUCAAUCAUAAUGAAUGGCUUCCCAA
This is a messenger RNA of Solanum pennellii, 2824 nucleotides long. Its product is annotated as probable methyltransferase PMT5. The record is from RefSeq and is a predicted model, not a curated record. The transcript has 10 exons. Gene Ontology annotation, molecular function: methyltransferase activity. Gene Ontology annotation, cellular component: cytoplasm. Bases 606 to 2459 code for a protein of 617 amino acids. NCBI's taxonomy places the organism in Eukaryota, Viridiplantae, Streptophyta, Magnoliopsida, Solanales, Solanaceae.